GAAGAAUUUCCUCUGAUCAUUCGAAACUAGUUGGAACCGCCCCCUGGCUGCAACUCGAUCAGCUUUCGCGCAGUCACCAACCACGGGAACUGGGAGAUGCCUCCAUCGAACGCAUUAGCGUGGUUCCAAGGAUUGCAACUGUAUCUCGAAGGAAUCUAGGGACAUCUGUCGGAUCAUUCGGUAGUUCCAUAGACGUUAGUACUCAAUCCCCCAGACGUGAAAUGCGAAGAUGUCAGCUUCCAGCGAAGACUCGUGUGAAUUGUCCGUAGGUUAUGUUGAGACUUGUGUUGAUCGUUGGAAACUAGAUAGUAGAUUCUUCCCGAGCAAAGUUGGUGGAUAUCCAGCUUGGCUUGAUUUUAACAUACCAGAUGCAGAAGAUUUAAAGUGUCGGAAGUGCGGGAAUCCCUGUAUUUUUCUGUGCCAAGUGUAUGCCCCUAUUGAGGAGCAGGAAAAUUGCUUUCAUCGUACAAUAUUCAUAUUUUUAUGUUUGAGUCCUGACUGUUGCGAAAAUAACACCAACGUAAAUCUCAAAGUUUUUCGGUGCCAGUUGCCACGGAAAAAUGCUUUUUACCCCUAUGACCCACCAGUGUACGAAGAGAAUUGGUGUAAAGAGAUAUGUGCGAGUACAUAUUGUAAACUGUGCAUCGUAUGUGGAUGUAAAAGUACGAGUCAUUGUGCAAAGUGCAAAAAAGCUAAUUACUGUAGUAGGCAGCACCAAGUUUCGGAUUGGAAAGCAGGCCACAAAGAAGUGUGUGAAGUUUAUGCAGAAAGCAACGUAGUAGUCGCAAAGAGCGAAUUGUUACUACCAGAAUUCGAGUUAUUGGUGGGGGCGGAGGCCGGUUCUUCCGAUUCAAGUAGUUCGUCGCCCAGCGACGAAGAGAACGGAGAAGAGACCUCUACCUCAGUUGACAAAGUUGAAGCCACCUUCCAAGGUAACAGUCAGGUGGAUGAAGACCUCCUACGUAUGGCAAGAUCUGAGCAAUCGGAUGACCGAACUUUCCACCACUUCAAGAAAUGUACAAAUCGGCAUCCACGCCAAGUGCUUCGCUACGACAGGGGUGGGGAGCCACUGUGGAUUGCAAGUGUGGCAGACCCUUUGACGGUACCACCCUGUCAGUAUUGUGGAGCAGACAGGAAGUUUGAGUUUCAGAUUCUCCCUCAACUCCUGAACCACCUUGGACUUGACAGUUGUGAGCGGAGUGUGGACUGGGGAACACUGGCUGUGUUUACCUGUGCUGCCAGCUGUGACAUGGGACCUCCAUACAAGGCAGAGUUUGUGUGGAAGCAGGAUUUGUCCUAACUGCAGCUCUCUUUCCUGUGACGUCAAGAGUUGUUUUCAAAGCAUUAACUUAAAUUAUAUGGUCCCAUGAUAUUUGGGGCUGAGUACCAAACAAAUUGCAAAUUGAUGUUCAUUGCAUAUUUAAGACUUCUGUAAUUUUACUUUUUCAGAUCUUUUUUAUCAAAUGGAUGUAUGUUUACUUGACAUGUGUAUACAAAUAAAUGGAAUCCUAUUGUGAGCAAUUCA
Molecule: messenger RNA, 1525 nt
Organism: Schistocerca gregaria
Lineage: Eukaryota; Metazoa; Arthropoda; Insecta; Orthoptera; Acrididae
Product: programmed cell death protein 2-like
Exons: 4
Coding region: 230-1300 (356 amino acids)
Cellular component (GO): nucleus; cytoplasm
Source: RefSeq, a predicted model, not a curated record